GUUGGCUGAGGCGGAGGAACAAGAUGGCGGCGCCGGCAGCGUGACCGGGCCCUCGGGCCCACAGCCGUUGGCAGCGGUGGCAGCGGUAUCGCUGCCACAACUCCCUGUGCCCCCUUUCUCAGCCCGCGACGUCGCCGCGACAGCGAGGCAGCGACCGCCACCCAGAAAGAGGUGGUGGCCCAGCCUGGCAACCUUGAGAAACCCUCGAAAACUGUGGCCUGGCGGAAACCCUGGUGUGCUCUGGGGAUCAGGCUGACUCCAGGCCCUGUAACACCCAGAGAGGCCUCGGUGGCCAUUUCCAGCAGCCCUCACCCUCAGGCUUGUGGGGCUGGCGGGCCCGGAGGCCUCCAUCCUCCCCUAGAGGGGUCAGGGCAGAGCCCAGCCUCCAUCUUUGCCUCUCAGGAUGGCAAACAACAGCGGCUCCAAGGCCGAACUCGUUGUGGGAGGGAAAUACAAACUGGUGCGGAAGAUCGGGUCUGGCUCCUUCGGAGACGUUUAUCUGGGGAUCACCACCACCAACGGCGAGGAAGUAGCAGUGAAGCUGGAAUCUCAGAAGGCCAGGCACCCCCAGUUGUUGUAUGAGAGCAAACUCUACACGAUUCUUCAAGGUGGGGUUGGCAUCCCCCACAUGCACUGGUAUGGUCAGGAAAAAGACAGCAAUGUGCUAGUCAUGGACCUUCUGGGACCCAGCCUCGAAGACCUCUUUAAUUUCUGUUCAAGAAGGUUCACCAUGAAAACUGUACUUAUGUUAGCCGACCAGAUGAUCAGCAGAAUUGAAUACUUGCAUACAAAGAAUUUUCUACACCGAGAUAUUAAACCAGAUAACUUCCUGAUGGGUACUGGGCGCCACUGUAAUAAGUUGUUCCUUAUUGAUUUUGGUUUGGCCAAAAAGUACAGAGACAACAGGACCAGGCAACACAUACCGUACAGAGAAGAUAAACACCUCAUUGGCACUGUCCGAUAUGCCAGCAUCAAUGCACAUCUUGGUAUUGAGCAGAGCCGCCGAGAUGACAUGGAAUCCUUAGGCUACGUUUUCAUGUAUUUUAAUAGAACCAGCCUGCCGUGGCAAGGACUAAAGGCUAUAACAAAAAAACAAAAAUAUGAAAAAAUUAGUGAGAAGAAGAUGUCCACCCCUGUUGAAGUUUUAUGUAAGGGGUUUCCUGCAGAAUUCGCCAUGUACUUGAACUACUGUCGUGGGCUGCGCUUUGAGGAAGUCCCAGAUUACAUGUAUCUGAGGCAGCUAUUCCGCAUUCUUUUCAGGACCCUGAACCACCAAUAUGACUACACAUUUGAUUGGACGAUGUUAAAGCAGAAAGCAGCACAGCAGGCAGCCUCUUCCAGUGGGCAGGGUCAGCAGCCCCAAACCCAGACAGGCAAGCAAACUGAAAAAAACAAGAAUAAUGUGAAAGAAAACUAAGCAUGAAUGAGGAACAGAAGAAGCAGAGCAGAUGAUUCGAGCAGCAUUUGUUUCUCCCCACAUCUAGAAAUUGUAGUUCAUAGGCACACUAGCUAGUGGCUGUGGACGACCAUUUACUUGGUGUGAAAAACUUUAUUUCAAUAUAAACUGACUCUGGGGAGCAUGGGUGAUGCUGUAUCCCAAGGCGUAGCCGCUGUAAUUGUGAAUAUUAACUGAGGUAGUGAAACAUGGUGUCUGGUUUUCUAUUGCAUUUAUUCAAGUAGAAAAAUUAACUAAAUGGUUGACACACACGAAUUGGUGGAGACAUUGUCCAUAUGCCAAUUUUUUUGUUAAAACCUUUUAUUUUGAACUAGACUGCUCUGAGAUCUCAUUUCAGAAGAACAGUCUUCAGCCACAGCUGUGAAGGUUGUAAAUGCUUACAAUUGAGCAUUUUUAGGGUUUCUCCAUCCCUGGAGUCUGCAAAUUGUUCACACUAAAAGCAUUCUUAAAAUGGUUGGCUUCUUGUUUGCAAGCCAGCUGAUCUGGUAGCAACCAAAAAUUCCAGUUUUGAGAAUAGGAAAGAUACUGCCUGCUUACCUGUGAAGACGUAAGAAAAUCUUAGUAACUACCAGAUAAUCUUUAGAAUUCCACACUAACUUUAUCAUGUUUUCAGUAUUAUAAAAACAACAACAACAACCAUAUUUGUCACAGAAAUUUAGUUAACAUCUUACAACUGAACAUGUAUGUACAUUGUUUAGAUAAAUGUAAUCACUGUAAACACCUAUAUGAUCUGCGAUUUUGUUCAUAUUUUGAAAUGGGAGCUUUUAUGUUUUACAAGUUCACUAAAAACAAAACCGUUUCCGUAAGGAAAUGAUACUUUUUUAAACAACCACCAAAAAAUGCCUUGCUGAUUCACUAGGAAAUAAAAAUCUCCCCAAUUUUUUGCUGGUCAACUUAAAGUCAUUUGUUACAUGAUAUUCCUUUGCAAGUAAAUUUUAUUUCAUGACA
Molecule: messenger RNA, 2404 nt
Organism: Chlorocebus sabaeus (green monkey)
Lineage: Eukaryota; Metazoa; Chordata; Mammalia; Primates; Cercopithecidae
Gene: CSNK1A1L
Product: casein kinase 1 alpha 1 like
Biological process (GO): protein phosphorylation
Molecular function (GO): protein kinase activity; ATP binding
Source: RefSeq, a predicted model, not a curated record